AGAAUUUCUUUUUGUUCAUAUGUCCUUUUUCUUUCCUUUUGGCUGUUCCCUGCUCUCGUUACCCAAGGAGCUGGUCUCCAAGUCCGCAAUCCUCUACCGUCAUCAUCACAUAGUGUGUUUUUCUUUGCUUUUUCGAUCAUCAACAUGGUUGCUUCGUUGCGAACUUUUCUUUUUCUUUUCUCCAUUCCAGGUGUCCUGGCAGGUCCAGUUCGUCGGUCCGCACACUGGAAAUACGCCUCUCCGACCACCACUGCUCUGACUAUUCCCUACACAAUUAGCAGCGAUCACAGCUUUCUUGCAGCUGCAGCAGAAGCUACAACAGCUUUCGAGUUACCACCGCAGACUGACGAACCUCCCGCUCCUCAAGUGACUGUUGUACUCACGCACUACACAACAGUGGGAGAACCUACGUCAACCUGCACCGAGGAGGCAGCCACAACCGCAGAAACUCAAGCCAACGCAGAGCAGGUAGCUACAGAGGUCGUGACCGAUUACACCACGACCACGCUUCACACGGGAACCGAAUCAAAAGCAAAACCGACCACCACCUCUGCCGACCUUCCCAUCACGACUCUUGACCCGCAAACCACCUCCCCUAAAAUCACUCUUGCUCCCACAACCCGAAUCAACACAUCUCCCCCUGCAGCCGCUUCUCCACCGACCACCACCGCAGCCGCCGCAGAGCCAACCACCGCGUUCCAAAUCUAUGAUCCAAACAAUCCCAUAACCCAAAAGGCUUCGCCGACCGCCAAGGUUACCACCAUAUCCCAAGAAGCAGUCACUUCGCCCGCCGACGACGACAAUGUUCCCGUCAAGACCGUCACAGUCUAUGCAGAUCCUACCACGCAGCCCACCAAGGUAGCCACGACAGCUUCCCCCACGAUCACAACGUUGGCGACUACGACCUAUCCCAUUUUCAAAGUCAUUCCGAUCACAUUGACGACGGUGGGUGGUGGGCAUGUUUGAGAACUUAUGACGAUCUGAAUGUCUGUGGUGGAUCCUCACGGAUGCUGUCGUGUUCCAUUCUUGUUCUGCAUGGGUUUUAUCUGUAUGCUUGUUCUCAAUCGCCCUUUCUCUUCCAUUCUACAUUUCCUUCAUCGAAAAUGAUAUCUGUGUCCCUCCCUGUCAUCACUGAGUUCAGGCUCGAAAAGUAAAAUGUCUCCCAGGGCGAGAUAGUUGCCCGCCUUGUCCUGU
Dissoconium aciculare CBS 342.82 is the source of this 1194-nucleotide messenger RNA. RefSeq lists its product as uncharacterized. The transcript has a single exon. Lineage: Eukaryota; Fungi; Ascomycota; Dothideomycetes; Mycosphaerellales; Dissoconiaceae. The record is from RefSeq and is a predicted model, not a curated record. The coding region runs from base 145 to 966 and encodes 273 amino acids.